AUGCGGUUUCUAUGUUUGCACGGUUGGGGCACUAACUCACAGUUUGUCGAGGGGCAUCUAGCUUCAGAGAUGUUCCCGGAGCUUCGGGAGGUCACCUCAUCGACAGACGAAUUCUUCUCGUACGCCGACAUCGAGGAUAUGGACAGUUGUCUGAGGGCUCUUGAAUUGCUUGAUUCCUAUGUGACUGCAGAGGGCCCAUUUGACGGUGUCCUAGCCUUCUCACAGGGAGCAAUCAUUGCCGCUUCGUACCUUGCGAGGAGAAGACAACUGGGUCAGCUUUCGAAGAAGUCAGCUCUCCCUUUUAAAUGUGCCAUCUUCUUCUCCGCACCCGCCGUAUACAGAAUCGAGAACGGUCAGCUCCGGGCCAUGACGCGGGAUGUGGACGGCGAGAUGAUUAACAUUCCCACGGCGCAUAUUUGGGGCUCCAAUGAUACGACUAUAAACGGGCAGGCAAUAAGCGAUCUAUGUGCCUCGGAUACAAGGGAGAUUUAUGUACACGAAGGAGGGCACGAAGUCCCAGGAGCUCGUAUGAAUUCCGCAGUUAAGUCGAGUGUUCAGAUCAUUCGCAGGGUCAUUUCGAUGGCUAGUUAUGAGCAGUAA
Molecule: messenger RNA, 600 nt
Organism: Talaromyces stipitatus ATCC 10500
Lineage: Eukaryota; Fungi; Ascomycota; Eurotiomycetes; Eurotiales; Trichocomaceae
Product: DUF341 domain protein
Exons: 2
Coding region: 1-600 (199 amino acids)
Cellular component (GO): cytoplasm; nucleus
Source: RefSeq, a predicted model, not a curated record